AUGAGGCGGCGACGGGAGCGAACGCCCCGGGAGAAGGUGGCAGCAGCGGCUGCCCCCGAGGAGGAGGCGAGGAACGUGGCGAGGAAGGGCGAGCAGGGCGCAGAGGAGUACCAGUGCAGCGGCCUCCUGGAGCAGGACCUGGCCGAGCUCUGCGCCCGCGCUGGCAUCGCCGCCGUCCCCGCGGUCACCCCGCGGCCGUCCCCUGCUGGCCCUGCAGCCGCGGAGGGCGAGGAACCGGCGGGGCCGGAGACCCGCACCCAGCGCCGGCACGGCCACGUCCAGCGCUGCGUCCAGGUGGAGACGGAGCACGACGACCCCCGGAGCGUCCGCGAGGUCUUCGUGCGAGGCUGGAACAUCGAGGAGGAGAUGCUGGGCGUCCUCGGCAAGUGCCUGCCCGCCCUCGCCCACCUGCGGGCCGUGCACCUCUGGAGGGCUGGGCUGACCGACCGCCUGCUCCCUGCGCUGACCAUGCUGCUGGCACGCUGCCCCGGCCUCGGGACGCUCAGCCUGGAGGGGAACCCCUUGCCGGAGCACUCCUUCCACCUGCUGAUGGGGCCCGGCAGCACGCUGUCCCACCUCUCGCUGCGCAACAACGGCAUCGGCGACGAGGCCGCCCGGCUCAUCGGGCAGAGCCUCUCCACCCUCAGCUCCUCCAACCGCAGCCUGGUCUCGCUGGUCCUCAGCUUCAACCACAUCUCGGACGUGGGAGCGGGGCACAUCGCCCAGGUGGGGGCUGCGGGGUUGGCGACCCAUCCUGUGCCCCCCCAGGGCUUGCGCUGGAACCGCUCGCUGCUGUCGCUCUCCCUGGCGCACAACGACAUUGGGGAUGCGGGGGCCCUGCGGCUGGCCGAGGUGCUGGGUCCUUUCGCGCUGACGCACGCCGAGGUGGUGGAACGGCGGCGGCUGCUGCUGGCGGAGGCGCUGGGACAGCCCCAGGCGGCGGAGGCCAGGAGCGAGCACGCCCCGAGCCUGCAGGGCAGCGCGGCCGCCGAGAGGCUGCCUCCGGCCAAGCACAACAAGGGCACAGCCAAGAAGAAGGAGCUGCUGCGGAAGGACGACUUGAAGCAGCCCAAGAAGCCCACGACAGCGCCCGCAGACCCCCGGCCCACCCGAGGCCGCGGCGCCAAAGCCGCCAGCAAGGAGAAGCGGAGCGCGGAGGCGCAGGAUCCGGCCGAGCCGUCGCACCCGCUGCUGGAGCCGGCGUGGCACCGCCGGGGGCAGCUCAUCCUGCCGGGGAACCGCGCGCUGCUCAACCUCAACCUGGCCCAUAACCACAUCACAGAGCGGGGCCUGGGCGCCUUCCUGGCCGUGCUGGAGGGGCAGCAGGAGGAGCAGCCGGGGGGGGCCGCGGGGCGGCCGGGGGUGCUGCGCCUCUCGCUGCAGAGGAACGGCUUCCCUCCCACCUGCGAGGCCUUCGCACGGCUCCAGGAGCUGCUGCAGCAGCGCGACCCCGUCCCCAAGCCGCGGGGACGCGAGGAGGAGCAGGGUGCGGCCCCCUAG
Molecule: messenger RNA, 1500 nt
Organism: Cygnus atratus (black swan)
Lineage: Eukaryota; Metazoa; Chordata; Aves; Anseriformes; Anatidae
Gene: LRRC71
Product: leucine rich repeat containing 71
Exons: 15
Coding region: 1-1500 (499 amino acids)
Molecular function (GO): protein binding
Source: RefSeq, a predicted model, not a curated record